UAGAUCUGUCAGUCGAAAGCAGUUGAUUGGAUUGUUGAUUCUUGUAGGGCAUAAAUGAUUGGUUCUUUCGUUAUAUACCAAUCGGAGUGUGGUAUUUAAAAUCAUCACGCAUUCAUUCAUCGCCGGAUAAUACCGUUCAAGGUAUCCGGAAGUCACCCACGAAGAAUGUCCGUGUAUUUUGUUAGUCCCAGUGAAACGGAAGUUGAACAAAAACCCGAAACCAAUGUUAACGAGGAACAAUGCCAAACACAGAGCGAGGCUCAGGCCGCUUUAACACAUUUUUGGCCAAAAGUUAUGGAUGAGAUCAAAUCUAUUGGAAAUAUGGACUUAAAACAACAAGUACUUCCUUUAGCACGCAUUAAGAAAAUAAUGAAGCUCGAUGAAGAUGUUAAAAUGAUUUCAGCAGAAGCCCCAUUGUUAUUUGCAAAAGCUGCUGAAAUAUUUAUUCACGAAUUAACAUUACGAUCAUGGAUACAUACUGAGGAUAAUAAAAGGAGAACGUUACAAAGAAAUGAUAUAGCAAUGGCGAUUACAAAAUUUGAUCAAUUUGAUUUUUUAAUUGAUAUAGUACCUAGGGAUGAUAUAAAACCAAGUAAACCCCGAGAAGAAACAACAAGAGCAGUUAAUUCAGAUCAAGUACACUAUUAUUUCCAAUUAGCUCAACAACAUCAUGCUUCAUUGCAAAAUUCCCCAUCACAAACAACAGCACCACCUGCUACAACAGCUCCAACACAAGGAACAAUUCAAAUUGUACAACCUCAACAGGUUCAAACUGUUCAAGUGAAUGCAAUAGAACAGAAUGCAACAACAGCUACAAAUACAAGUACAACUCAAACUCCAGUUAUGAUACAACAAACAGCUGUCCAACCAGCUUCACCAACAUCAAGUACAAAUGGAGGUAUUCAAAUUUUGCAGCAAAUUAUAUCACCAAGUGGGGAAAUUCAACAAAUUCCAAUACAACUUUCACCUCAACAAUUACAAAUGAUCCGUAUGCAACUUCAAAAUAAUUCAACCCAACCCUUAAUUAUACAAACAACUCCAAUUCAAACAGCGCCUCAACCUCAAUUGGUUCAAAUUGCUCAACAAGGAACGACAGGUCAACCAGUAUUUAUCACCCAAGCUAAUGGAACAACAGAAACAGAAUAAAUGGUUGUAUUAAGUUAAGGCAAAAGAAAAACGUUCUCUCUGUUAUUAUUUUACAGCAUUUUCCAUGUAUGUGUAAAACUCUCGUCGUAAUUUAAGCAAUUAUCUUGAUUUUUUGAUUAUGAUGGAAUGUAGAUUUUUUUUACGUGAAUAAAUAAAGUUAAUUAAUUUUAUAAAA
Molecule: messenger RNA, 1321 nt
Organism: Onthophagus taurus
Lineage: Eukaryota; Metazoa; Arthropoda; Insecta; Coleoptera; Scarabaeidae
Gene: Nf-YC
Product: Nuclear factor Y-box C
Biological process (GO): regulation of transcription by RNA polymerase II
Cellular component (GO): CCAAT-binding factor complex; nucleus
Molecular function (GO): RNA polymerase II cis-regulatory region sequence-specific DNA binding; protein heterodimerization activity; DNA-binding transcription activator activity, RNA polymerase II-specific
Source: RefSeq, a predicted model, not a curated record